AUGCAACUAAGACUGGUCUUCUCGCUGAUUGCCCUGGGAGUCGUCUGUCUACUACAGACAACACCCACCGAAGCAGCCACGGAUCAUGUGAAGCAGCUGAUGAAAUUAUUCCGUGAUUUGGACUUUGACUGGUCGAAGAAACCUUUCUACCUACAUCGAGCGAAGUACGGCGUGCAGAACCAGCUGCGAAAUCCACUCUGCACGAAAGCAAAUUCUUUCCCAAAACAAGCCAAGCUUUCCGACGAGUGCUUGAAGCAAAUGGUCGCUAAGGUAAAUGAUCUUGAGGGGACCUUCUAUGCCGAGUUCAGCUACAACUGCCACGAGCAUGAGCAAUAUUCGAUGGAGUGUCUGGAAGCGGCCGAACCGGAAUAUUUGAAGGGGUUGGACGAACUUGCUACCGCAACGGAGAAAUGUCUGCUGCAAUAG
Molecule: messenger RNA, 426 nt
Organism: Anopheles marshallii
Lineage: Eukaryota; Metazoa; Arthropoda; Insecta; Diptera; Culicidae
Exons: 3
Coding region: 1-426 (141 amino acids)
Source: RefSeq, a predicted model, not a curated record